Messenger RNA from Aspergillus melleus, 414 nucleotides. Its product is annotated as Oxysterol-binding protein 4. NCBI's taxonomy places the organism in Eukaryota, Fungi, Ascomycota, Eurotiomycetes, Eurotiales, Aspergillaceae. Gene Ontology annotation, molecular function: oxysterol binding. The transcript is spliced from 2 exons. Gene Ontology annotation, cellular component: cytosol; membrane; intracellular membrane-bounded organelle. The record is from RefSeq and is a predicted model, not a curated record. Gene Ontology annotation, biological process: endocytosis; maintenance of cell polarity; piecemeal microautophagy of the nucleus. Bases 1 to 414 code for a protein of 137 amino acids.
AUGAGUUCCAGCAAGGAUCCACAAUCUCAAAUCCCCGCCAACAGCAAAGGCUCUUGGUCGAGUUUCCUCAAGUCUAUUGCCUCUUUCAACGGCGACCUGUCCUCCUUGACCGCUCCACCCUUCAUCCUCUCCUCUACCUCCCUGGUCGAAUAUUCCGCCUACUGGGCCGAACAUCCGAGUCUGUUCGUGGCCCCGGCCCAGGAGCCGGACCCGGAAAAGCGAGCUCUGGCUGUUUUGAAAUGGUUCCUUAGCACCCUGCACCAACAGUACUGCAGCCGCAGUGAGAAGCUGGGCAGCGAGAAGAAGCCCCUGAACCCUUUCCUGGGUGAGCUCUUCAUUGGAAAGUGGAAUGGCGACGACAACGUCGGGGAUACCUCGUUGAUCAGUGAGCAAGUCAGGUGGGUUGUUGAUUAA